AUGUGGGGGCAGCAUUUGUAUGAACUAGGGGCAAGAAAGGUGACGGUUGUUGAAGUGGGGCAGAUAGAAUGCCUUCCAAGACAAAUUAGCAAGUGUGGUAGCUGUGCACAAGAGCAGAACGAAGCCGCCUCGACGUUUGAUUCAAAGCUCAGAUCACUGGUUUCUCACUUCAAUUCACAGUUCUCCGGCGACGCCUCCUUCAUUUUCGUCAACAUCACCGCCAUCACCACCCUUAACCCUCACUUUCUGGGGAUUGAAGGUUCAGAAGUCUUCUUGUUGCCGAAAGUUGGUGUCGUUUACUGGGCUCUGGUGAUGGCGGUGGCUGCAACUUAUUAUGCAGAGGGAAAGCCCUGUAUGUACAUAUUUGGAGACUCUUUGUCUGAGCAUGGAAAUAACAACCUCCUUCCCACCUUGGCUAAAUACAAUUACCCUCCCUAUGGCAUCGACUUCCCUUUCGGAGCCACCGGAAGAGCCACCAAUGGCCGCACUGUGGUUGAUGUGAUUACAUUCGCAGCUGAACUUAUGGGGUUGCCGUUGAUUCCACCCUUUGCAAAUACAAGAGGUUCAGAUAUUCUGAAAGGGGUUAAUUAUGCUUCUGGUGCUGCAGGAAUUCUCUUUGACACCGGCAAGAAAAUGGGUGCCGAUAUCAGCAUGGACGCACAGAUAAGGAAUCAUGGAAUCACAGCCUCUGCCAUUGCUGCGAGAUUUGGGGGUGUGGAAGCAGCCCGAAGAUACUUAAAUAAGUGCUUAUACUAUGUCAAUAUUGGCAGCAACGAUUACCUAAACAACUAUUUCAUGCCCCAGUAUUACCCAUCAAGCCACAUCUACAACUUAACCCAGUUCACUGAUCUUCUUAUUGCUCAAUAUUCUCGGCAAUUAAGGGCGUUGCAUGCAGUAGGAGGCAGAAAGUUUGCUUUGGUGAGCUUGGGGUCCAUCGGAUGCGCGCCGGCGGUAACUGCAGCAAAUAAUGGCUCGUGUGUGCAACAGCAGAACACAGCGGCCUCCAUGUUUAAUGAAAAGCUCAGACAAUUGGUUGAUCGCCUCAACUCAGACUUCCCUGCUAAUCCCGCCCACCUUCAUUUUUGUCAACACCACUGCCAUCUUCUCCCUCAACCCUGA
This is a messenger RNA of Neltuma alba, 1119 nucleotides long. RefSeq names its product GDSL esterase/lipase At4g18970-like. NCBI's taxonomy places the organism in Eukaryota, Viridiplantae, Streptophyta, Magnoliopsida, Fabales, Fabaceae. Gene Ontology annotation, molecular function: hydrolase activity, acting on ester bonds. The coding region runs from base 1 to 1119 and encodes 372 amino acids. The record is from RefSeq and is a predicted model, not a curated record. The transcript is spliced from 6 exons.